This is a messenger RNA of Fraxinus pennsylvanica, 585 nucleotides long. Lineage: Eukaryota; Viridiplantae; Streptophyta; Magnoliopsida; Lamiales; Oleaceae. The record is from the annotation of a GenBank genome assembly.
AUGUUCAACAGCCUGAGAAUAGUGGGUAAAGCUAUCACAACUAGAGCAGGAGAGGAGCUUAAAAGAGCACGACUUCAGGGAGUCUUAAUUGCAUCUGGAUUGUCAGAAGAUCAGAGUCAUUCCGUGACUGGAAAUGCGACUGAUCAUGAUCUGAGAUCCGCUGUGAACGCUUACCUGGGUGAAAGUGGGCUUCGUAUUCUUCUCGAUGGGUUGAUGUCUCAUUAUGAUGAAAUAUUCAGGCUAAAGAGCAUAGGUUCUAAGUCAAAUAUAUUUCACUUGCUAUCCGGCAUGUGGAAGACUCCUGUAGAAAGGCGUUUGGGUGAGGCGCUAUCCUCUAAUACUCUUGGUCCUAGUGGUUCUGGAAAUGUGGCGAACUACAUGGGGCAAAUGGCUAUUGCCAUGGGCAAGCUUGCCACACUCGAGAAUUUUCUUCAUCGGGCUGACCUUCUGAGACAGCAGACUUUGCAACAAAUGCAUCGGAUCUUGACAACCCGACAAGCUGCCCGUGCUCUUCUUUCCAUUAAUGAUUACAAGUCGAGGCUUCAGGCUCUCAGUUCUUUAUGGUUGGCCGGUCCUAAGGAUUGA